Molecule: messenger RNA, 3019 nt
Organism: Glycine soja
Lineage: Eukaryota; Viridiplantae; Streptophyta; Magnoliopsida; Fabales; Fabaceae
Product: G-type lectin S-receptor-like serine/threonine-protein kinase At1g11330
Exons: 8
Coding region: 211-2673 (820 amino acids)
Biological process (GO): protein phosphorylation; recognition of pollen
Molecular function (GO): ATP binding; protein serine/threonine kinase activity
Source: RefSeq, a predicted model, not a curated record
AUGCUUUACGCACUACUAAAGUCAACUAAAGAAUAAGAGUAUCUUCACUAUCAUGGUACAUAGCACUACAAUUCAACGCCAGUUUCAAGACGAAUUUUGGUGGCAAACAUGGAAUCAAAAUCCUCAAACUCAAAGUUGUAUUAGUAUUCACAAAGACAGCACGAUCAUCCAAAGAACACCAAGAUUCUCCGCAUUCAAAACCAUUGAUUCAUGGGUUCGCUAACUCAAGUUAAUUACUUGAUUUUUUUGCUCAUACUUUCCAGCUUCUAUUUUGGUAUAAUCUCUGUGAAUGAUACCAUCACAUCAACCAGAUUCAUCAGGGACCCUGAGGCUAUAAUCUCAAGCAAUGGUGACUUCAAGCUCGGAUUCUUCAGCCCUGAAAAAUCCACAAAUCGCUAUGUGGCAAUCUGGUAUCUCUCUGAAACCUACAUCAUAUGGAUAGCCAAUAGAGACCAACCACUUAAUGAUUCAUCUGGGGUGUUCCAAAUUCACAAGGAUGGGAAUCUUGUGGUAAUGAAUCCACAAAAUAGGAUCAUAUGGUCAACAAAUGUGUCAAUCAUUGCUACCAAUACAAGUGCUCAACUUGAUGAUUCCGGAAAUCUGAUCCUGCGUGAUGUUUCAGAUGGAAAAAUACUAUGGGACAGUUUCACACACCCUGCUGAUGUUGCAGUGCCAUCGAUGAAGAUUGCUGCCAACAGGCUCACAGGCGAGAAAAUUGCAUAUGUGUCAUGGAAAAGCAGUUCUGAUCCUUCUUCUGGAUACUUCACCGGGAGCCUUGAACGCUUGGAUGCUCCAGAAGUGUUUUUUUGGUUCAACAAAACAAAGCCAUAUUGGAGAACUGGUCCAUGGAAUGGAAGGGUCUUCCUUGGAUCACCAAGGAUGUUAACUGAGUACCUAUAUGGCUGGCGUUUUGAGCCUAAUGAUAAUGGAACAGCUUAUCUAACCUACAAUUUUGAAAAUCCCUCUAUGUUUGGAGUCCUGACCAUAACUCCACAUGGCACACUUAAAUUGGUAGAGUUUUUGAACAAAAAGAUAUUUCUAGAACUUGAGGUGGACCAAAAUAAAUGUGACUUUUAUGGGACAUGUGGGCCUUAUGGAAGCUGUGAUAACUCAACUUUACCGAUUUGCAGCUGUUUUGAAGGGUUUAAGCCCAGCAAUCUUGAUGAAUGGAACAGGGAAAAUUGGACUAGUGGGUGUGUGAGGAAUAUGCAACUGAACUGUGACAAGUUGAAUAAUGGGAGUGAUGUUCAACAAGAUGGGUUUUUGGAGUACCAUAACAUGAAAGUGCCUGACUUUGCAGAGAGAUCAAUAAAUGGAGACCAAGACAAAUGCAGAGCAGAUUGCUUAGCAAAUUGCUCUUGCUUGGCCUACGCAUAUGAUUCUUACAUUGGUUGCAUGUUUUGGAGUAGGGACUUGAUUGAUUUGCAGAAAUUUCCAAAUGGAGGGGUUGAUCUCUUCAUUCGCGUGCCAGCACAACUUCUAGUUGUAGCUGGUGGUAAAAAGGAAAAAGAUUACAAGGGAUUAAUUAUUGGCAUUACUUUGGCAAUUGGAGCAUUAAUCACAGCUGUCACUGCGUAUCUUUUGUGGAGGAAGUUUACUCCUAAGCAUACAGGAAAUCAGCCUCAAAACUUGAUUACUGGUGACCAAAAACAAAUUAAACUGGAAGAGCUGCCUCUAUUUGAAUUUGAAAUGCUAGCAACUGCUACAAAUAACUUUCACUUGGCCAAUAUGCUUGGCAAGGGAGGUUUUGGUCCAGUAUACAAGGGGCAAUUGGAUAACGGACAAGAAAUUGCUGUAAAAAGACUUUCAAAAGCAUCUGGACAAGGAUUGGAAGAAUUUAUGAAUGAAGUAGUAGUGAUUUCUAAACUUCAACAUCGCAAUCUUGUAAGACUUCUUGGUUGUUGUAUAGAACGAGACGAACAGAUGUUGGUAUAUGAGUUUAUGCCAAAUAAAAGUUUGGAUUCGUUUCUCUUUGAUCCACUCCAAAGGAAAAUACUAGAUUGGAAAAAACGCUUCAACAUAAUUGAAGGAAUAGCUCGAGGAGUACUUUAUCUUCAUCGAGACUCAAGACUAAGGAUUAUACAUAGAGAUCUUAAAGCAAGCAACAUCUUACUAGAUGAUGAGAUGAAUCCCAAAAUAUCAGACUUUGGUUUAGCUAGAAUUGUUAGAGGCGGCGAUGAUGAUGAAGCUAACACGAAAAGGGUUGUUGGAACUUAUGGUUAUAUGCCGCCUGAGUAUGCAAUGGAGGGAAUUUUCUCAGAAAAAUCGGAUGUUUAUAGCUUUGGAGUGUUAUUGCUAGAAAUUGUAAGCGGACGAAGAAACACCAGCUUUUAUAACAAUGAGCAAUCACUUAGCCUUGUUGGAUAUGCAUGGAAACUAUGGAAUGAAGACAACAUUAUGUCUAUAAUAGAUCCUGAGAUACAUGAUCCAAUGUUCGAAAAGAGUAUAUUGAGGUGCAUACAUAUAGGACUUCUAUGUGUGCAAGAACUUACAAAAGAAAGACCCACAAUAUCCACUGUGGUUUUGAUGCUCAUAAGUGAGAUUACACAUCUUCCUCCUCCAAGACAAGUUGCAUUUGUUCAGAAACAAAAUUGUCAAAGUUCAGAGUCUUCUCAGAAAAGCCAAUUUAACUCAAACAACGAUGUAACUAUAAGUGAAAUUCAAGGUAGAUAACAACAUGAAUCGACACUGCCAUUGUUAACAAUAACUUGUGCUUAAUAUAUAAUUAUUAACCCCCUGGUACCAUGCACUACAUGAAGUAACCAAUACAAACAUCAAAGUAUAGGACUCCCUUUGAACCCUCUUAAACCAGUUUGAUGUGAGCACACUUAAUAAGGUACUAACACAUCUCUAAGGGUUAAGACCUAUGAUUAACACUUAGAUGGAGACUUUAGGCUAGCUGGAGAACUUAUUUGCUUUUCAAUUGUUAUGAUUAUUCCUUUUAUGAUUAUUAUUUUCUUUGAAAACCGCCUUGUAUAAUUCAUCUAAAGACAUGGAUAAUUCAAGAUUACUUACUCUU